GUUGUAAUUUUGACGGUUGACUUUUGAAAGUUGAAAUCUUUACGAUACCAAAACCUCUCCAAUGGUUUCCAUUGUCUUUCAAUCACCAACCUUUUUAACACCCAAGAAGAACUACCCAUUUUCAUCUCCGACCUCUACUCGGAGGACCCGACAUGGAGCUUCUCCAUUACUUCGUGUUACAGCUUCUCGCAGCUCCUACGAUGUAGUCGUUGUUGGUGGUGGGAUCAUCGGACUAACCAUAGCCCGUCAGUUCCUUACCGGGUCGGAUCUAUCCGUUGCCGUUGUUGAUAAAGCCGUCCCUUGCUCUGGUGCCACUGGUGCCGGGCAGGGGUAUAUAUGGAUGACACACAAGAAACCAGGCAGUGAUGUAUGGGACUUGACCUUGAGGAGUCAUCAACUUUGGCAUAACCUUGCAGAGAGCUUAAUCGAUGAAGGUCUUGAUCCUGAAGAGUUGCUUGGUUGGAAAAAGACAGGAAGUUUACUAAUAGGAAGGACCUCUGAGGAAUGUGUUGCUCUGAAACGAAAGGUUCAUGAGCUAUCUGAAGCUGGGUUAAGAACUGAAUAUUUGUCUGGUGCUGAUUUGUUUUUAAAAGAGCCUUCGGUUCUUGUGGAUGAUGAUUCCGGGGCUGCAUUCCUUCCCGAUGAUUCGCAGUUGGAUGCUCAUCGUGCGGUUGCUUAUAUUGAGAAGGGAAACAGAGAGUUUGCAACAGAAGGAAGAUAUGCUGAGUUCUAUCAUGAACCUGUUACAGGUUUAAUAAGGUCUGAGGGGCAUGGUACGGAGGUUACAGGUGUUAAGACUUCUAAACGCAACUUGUAUGGUAAGAAGGCUACUAUAGUAGCUGCUGGUUGCUGGAGUGGAACUCUCAUGCAUGAAUUGCUUAAAGACUGCAACAUUUCGCUGGACGUUCCUGUGAAGCCAAGAAAGGGGCAUCUACUUGUGGUAGAGAAUUUUGUCUCGUUCCAUUUAAAUCAUGGGGUAAUGGAGGCUGGUUAUGCGAAUCAUCAAAGUGCUUCACUUUCAGGAUUGGAUGUCGAUGAACGAAUGCUAUCUAUUUCGAUGACAGCCACAAUGGAUACAACAGGAAACCUUAUUCUUGGGAGCAGCCGUGAAUUUGUUGGGUUCGACACUGAAGCUGAUGAGUUUAUCAUCCGGUGCAUAUGGGAGCGUGCAGCAGAAUUCUUUCCCAAGUUACGAGAUAUUUCGCUCGAAGAUUUCAUCCGUAACAGGAAAGUGAGAGUAGGGUUGCGCCCUUACAUGCCUGAUGGGAAGCCAGUAAUAGGAUCUGUGCCUGGAUUACAAAACUUGUACUUGGCAGCUGGGCAUGAAGGAGGAGGACUUUCCAUGGCUCUAGGAACAGCAGAAAUGGUAUUGGACAUGGUACUGGGGAAACCGUCACAGGUAGCUAGUUCAACGUUUGGGGUUAAAGGACGCUGUUGUUGAGAAAAAUAGACGUAGUUCGGUUUAGUUAAGGGACUGAAUCCUCUUGAGCAUUGUUGUUGAUGGAAUGGAUUCUCAAAAGGGAGUUCGGUGUCUAAAUCUUUUGAGGAAUGUUUGUCUUAGGCAUCCUUGUCUAUGGUCUAGUAUCGUUUUGUUUUCUAUCAUUCUAUGUUUAUUUAUAAUCUUGCGUUUGGAGUAUUACUAGACAAUGAUGAUGAUUAUUACCACCGUUUGCGUUUUGUAUGCUAAUAAUGCUUAGAAGCCA
Capsella rubella is the source of this 1703-nucleotide messenger RNA. Its product is annotated as glycine oxidase. Gene Ontology annotation, cellular component: cytoplasm. Gene Ontology annotation, molecular function: oxidoreductase activity. The record is from RefSeq and is a predicted model, not a curated record. Lineage: Eukaryota; Viridiplantae; Streptophyta; Magnoliopsida; Brassicales; Brassicaceae. The coding region runs from base 62 to 1441 and encodes 459 amino acids. The transcript is spliced from 9 exons.